This is a messenger RNA of Colletes gigas, 1232 nucleotides long. RefSeq names its product DENN domain-containing protein 10-like. NCBI's taxonomy places the organism in Eukaryota, Metazoa, Arthropoda, Insecta, Hymenoptera, Colletidae. The coding region runs from base 174 to 1232 and encodes 352 amino acids. The transcript has 5 exons. Gene Ontology annotation, cellular component: late endosome. Gene Ontology annotation, biological process: protein transport; regulation of early endosome to late endosome transport. Gene Ontology annotation, molecular function: small GTPase binding; guanyl-nucleotide exchange factor activity. The record is from RefSeq and is a predicted model, not a curated record.
AACCUCAAUAAAUGUCAAACUUGCCAAAACUUAUGUUUAUCUGUUUCUAAUGACUACUUGCGUCAAAACGUAGAAAUGGGAUACUAUCUCGAAACGAGAUUAAAUUGUUAACUGGGUUCUCAAUUAUUUUCACAUAAUUUGAUGGGUGAAUCCGUUAAUAAUACUUGCUUGAAAUGGCUCCACUUACAGAUUUACUUUCUUGUAGCAUAAUCGAGAAAGAUUCUAACGGUGAUGUGUUAUGGACGUGGUCUUAUCCAAUAAUAUCGGAAUCGCAAAAAGCAGUUGUCACAAGAAAAUGUAACUUGGAGUUAGAACACAAUUCUCCGCAAGUAUUCAUAUUUUCAAGGCAAAAGCACGAUUGGUUCUACAUACAUUGUAGCGAAGUAUUCGAUUCGGACAAAUUGCCACAAGUAAAACAAUUUGCAUUGGUUUUGUUCGCGAAAGACUUUAAUCCACGAAAAUACGAAGUACUUUCAAGAGUCCUUAGCAAAAUGUACUGUAAGACCGGGAAACCAACAGAAAUCUUACAGCUGUACCUUUCUGUGUUUACAAAAGGAUCGUGUUCUACCCAAGAGAACGGAACAUUUGUUUCGGAUGACUUUAAUAGUCAUUGUUUUACGGUUAAUACUAAUAUCAAAGAAUUAAUUAAAACAUUCGAAUUGGAAACAAUUCUAAUAUACACAGCCCUUCUUUUAAAGAAGAGAAUAAUAGUCUAUCAUCAUAGCUUGGAACAACUAUUAAAAUGGAUUGGGUUAUUUCCUGCAUUAAUGAAACAUCGUAAAGUCACUGAUAAUUUAUUUCCUUGGGUGGAUCUGGUCGACGAUGAACUAUCAGAAUUGAAGAGACAUUCGCAUUACGUUGCUGGCUGUAGAAAUAGCUCUAUCUCAUCAAAAACAGACCUGUUUGACCUGCUCGUGAACAUUCCAGCUAGAGAGAUUACUGUUGCCUCGCAUGCAAAAGAAAGUCUCACAAUGACAAAAACGCAUAAAGAAAUAGCUUUAUUCAUGGUCCAGUUGUGCGAAAAUCAAACCUAUACAGAAGCCCAAAUAAUAUCUGAAAUAAAUGACAAAACUCAGGAUCUAUUGAAUCAACUAACGUCCCUGGCAGUUGUUCAAGGACCCGAUGGAAGAAAAAUGGUUUCAGCGCAAACAUUGAAGGAAAAGAAUUUACCACCGGCUGUAGAAAAUUUCUUAAUCAACUUGGCUGUCGCGGAAAAUUUGUUUUUAUUAUAA